AUGACAAUACGCAUUUGGGUAUGGCUUCGCGGCGAAUUCCUUCUGGAUUCCUUUCUACCACUAGAUUUUUCACCUGGAAAGGGGACGACCUCUCGAAGUCGUACCGAAGACGAAUCUGCAGAACCUUCCAUUGCUAUUAAUCAAGCACAUGCUCUAGUUGACAUGUGUAUAAUGAGGAAGUGGGAUCAGCUAAGUGUAAGGCAAUGGUCGUCCGUCAUGAACGAGCUUGGGCUUAACGAUGCUCUUGGUGAAGCCAUAUUCAGGAGUGCAUCUAAAUCACAAGUAUUAGCUAUAUUCGGAAUAGAAUUUGUUCCAUGUUCACAAACAGAUAGUGGCACGGUUUCUCACACUGAUGGAUCACCAGCCAAGGUUCACGAGGCUAUGUGGUGUGACCAGAUGAGGAGGAUGGAGUUUUUUAACUCGAUGGAUACUCUUUUCGAGGGAAUGAUGGAAGAUGACGAAUCCAUUGUUAAUAAAGACAAAAUCGUCAGCGUUUCGAAAAUCAUACAAAAGCUAUGGUUAAGAAACGGUGAGGUCCUCUUAAGAACGUUAGCCGAUAAUAUGCGUAGAUGUUUGGUGCAAGAUCCAUUUGUAAUAGAUGACUUGACAUUGGAUGUGCCUCUGUCUCAUCUCCGAAAACUAACAACAUUGGCUGAUAAUCGUCGAAAAGUCACUGUUUCUGGAUGGGGUCGGUUGCAACUUCUUUCCAAGAAUUAUCUUCAAAUGACACAUUUUUUCAUGCCGUCUACAAAGAUGUUCAUCUUCGGAUCUCGUCCAACCAAUCAUCGUCGAUCCUUAUCGCUCCGUGGAGACAGUUGUAUCUUUGGAAUUGUUCCUCCGUUACCGUAUUUUUGCACACAUUUCGGCCACCGGUAUUACGUGGAUGCAGCCGCGUUCAAUUUUCCGUCUUCAAUGUUUCUUACGAGGUCAGCUGGUAUAGAAGAAGAAAUUGAAGCGGUAGGUCUCAAAUCGGCUCGAUACAACUUGAUUACUCAUGUGCUUAAUCUGGACGAAUCCGAAACUUCAAUACUGCCUCCAUCUAACUUCUAUAUCCAACCGGUUCCUAUGGUUAAUAACGAGAAGGAUGUUGAGGAUCUUCUCGUUAAGCUUCCGCCAGUAUACCGUCGAAAUUGGGCGAAGUUAUCGAAGGCGUUGGAAUCAUCAAAAUCCCAUCCUGAUGACAACUCUAGCUUGCCAUUAAAGAAAAGCGAUUUAAUCUACCUAAAAAGAAAAGUUGUUAACGAAGAAUCUAAAGUUGACAAUGAGUAA
Molecule: messenger RNA, 1269 nt
Organism: Angiostrongylus costaricensis
Lineage: Eukaryota; Metazoa; Nematoda; Chromadorea; Rhabditida; Metastrongylidae
Source: the annotation of a GenBank genome assembly